Messenger RNA from Miscanthus lutarioriparius, 1521 nucleotides. The record is from the annotation of a GenBank genome assembly. NCBI's taxonomy places the organism in Eukaryota, Viridiplantae, Streptophyta, Magnoliopsida, Poales, Poaceae.
AUGGCGGGCGGCGCGGCAGUGGCGCCGAGCGCGUCGGCCGGCAAGCGGCAGGACUACCCCGGCGGGCUGACCCUGUUCGUGUUCAUGGCGUGCAUGGUGGCGGCCACGGGCGGGCUCAUCUUCGGCUACGACAUCGGCAUCUCCGGCGGCGUCACGUCCAUGGACCCCUUCCUGAGCCGCUUCUUUCCGUCGGUGUACCGGAAGCAGGCAGAGUCGGCGGACGGCGGCAACCAGUACUGCAAGUUUGACAGCGAGCUGCUGACGCUGUUCACGUCGUCUCUCUACGUGGCGGCGCUCGUCGCGUCGCUCUUCGCGGCGUCCGUCACCCGCGCCGCGGGCCGCAAGUGGUCCAUGUUCGCCGGCGGGGUCACCUUCCUGGCGGGGUGCGCGCUCAACGGCGCCGCGGUGAACGUGGCGAUGCUGAUCCUGGGCCGGGUGCUGCUCGGCGUCGGCGUCGGGUUCGCCAACCAGAGCGUGCCGCUCAUGAUCACGCUGGGGAUCCUCAUCGCCAACCUCAUCAACUACGGCACGGCGAAGAUCGCCGGCGGGUGGGGCUGGCGCCUCAGCCUCGGGCUGGCGGCCGUCCCGGCCGCCAUCAUCACCGUCGGCUCCCUGUUCCUUCCGGACACGCCCAACUCCCUCCUGGAGCGCGGCCGGCCCGAGGAGGCGAAGCGGAUGCUGCAGCGAGUGCGCGGCACCGACGACGUGGCCGACGAGUACGACGACCUGGUGGCGGCCGGCGAGGCGUCCAGGGCGGUGACGCACCCGUGGCGCGACAUCAGGCAGCGGCGGUACCGGCCCCAGCUGGUGAUGGCGGUGGCGAUCCCGCUGUUCCAGCAGCUGACGGGCAUCAACGUGAUCAUGUUCUACGCGCCGGUGCUGUUCAAGACGCUGGGCUUCGGCGGCACCGCGUCGCUCAUGUCGGCGGUGAUCACCGGGCUCGUCAACCUCGUGUCCACGCUCGUGUCGGUGUUCACGGUGGACCGCGCCGGGCGCCGCGCGUUGUUCCUGGAGGGCGGGGCGCAGAUGCUGGCGGCGCAGGUUGCGGUGGGCGCCCUCAUCGGCGCCAAGUUCGGGUGGAGCGGCGUGGCGACGGUCCCGGCGGGGUACGCGGCGGCGACGGUGGUGGUGAUGUGCGUCUACGUGGCUGGCUUCGCGUGGUCGUGGGGGCCCCUGGGGUGGCUGGUGCCCAGCGAGGUGAUGCCGCUGGAGGUGCGGCCGGCGGGCCAGAGCAUCACCGUCGCCGUCAACAUGCUCAUGACCUUCGCCGUCGCGCAGGCCUUCCUCCCCAUGCUGUGCCGCCUCAAGUUCGUGCUCUUCUUCUUCUUCGCCGCCUGCGUCGUCGUCAUGACGCUCUUCAUCGCGCUCUUCCUGCCGGAGACCAAGGGUGUGCCCAUCGAGGACAUGGCCGGCGUCUGGAAGACGCACUGGUACUGGAAACGGUUUGUCAACGACGGCGACGACACUGACGGCCAUGGAGUCGACAUCGAGAUGGGCUGCGUCGGCGAGGCAAAGAAGUAG